Messenger RNA from Acanthochromis polyacanthus (spiny chromis), 9836 nucleotides. RefSeq names its product MINDY lysine 48 deubiquitinase 1 (gene mindy1). Gene Ontology annotation, cellular component: cytosol; cell periphery. NCBI's taxonomy places the organism in Eukaryota, Metazoa, Chordata, Actinopteri, Pomacentridae. The record is from RefSeq and is a predicted model, not a curated record. Gene Ontology annotation, molecular function: cysteine-type deubiquitinase activity; cysteine-type carboxypeptidase activity; K48-linked deubiquitinase activity. Gene Ontology annotation, biological process: protein K48-linked deubiquitination. The coding region runs from base 629 to 2431 and encodes 600 amino acids. The transcript is spliced from 12 exons.
GAGGUAGAGGGAGGUGGUGGGCGGGGCCUGUGAGCCUGGCAGAGAGUAGCGGAGAGGAAUGUAAACAGCUAGCAUCAUGCCCGUCCACUAGCCAGCGUCAGCGCACUGUGCAGACCUUCAACUGCUGUUGGUCUGACAGGACGUCUGCUGACAGAAGACCUUAAAUCUUCCGUCCUGCAGCUCUGACAGUGAAGGUCUUGAGCCGAGCAGACGAACUUCAUAUUUUUCUUCAUAUUUCCUGCCUUUAAUGAUCCUUAAUUUAUGACGAAGACGUGACGCCACUGGAAGCUGUGCGUAAUGUUCAGUCUCGGAUAGAUGUUCGUUUUGUGAAACCUUCAGCAGGCGGUGGACACGCUGAUGGAUAAGUAACUGUCUCCUAAGUGUGUCCUGGCGGCCAUGUUGGAGCUUCUGCCCACCACCUUCACCGCCUCGCCACCAUCUUAACUCAACCUUCUGACCAAACGGCUUGAAGUUGAGGACGUGUUUCCCUCAUGAAGGCCUCUGUUUCAUGAUCAUUUUUUUCUACACGUGUUGUUUGUGUACAUAAGGAGCUGGUGUUUGUCCUGUGAAACCACAGAACCUCGUUUUUUGUUUUGUUUUUUCUUUAGUGUCUAACGAUUGGCUCAUCAUGGCGGAGUCCAGCUCAAAGCCAUCAGCUGCCACUGACCUGCUGAUCGAACGCAGCAAAGAUGAGCCAACUGUUGGCUUGGAAAGCUUCUCCAAAGAACUGAUUGUAACCAUGACAGCACAAGGGUCAGACUUAGAAGCACCGAGCAGUAACGGCACCACCGACCAACCUCUUCCUGUUAAAGUCCAUAAGCAAGACGAGGAGGAGAAGGAGGAUGAGGAGGAGGCCACGCCCACACCACCAGAGUCGUCGCCGAGUCUAUCGUCUGAAAAUGGGACACUUACCACCGUCACCACAGAAGAGGAAGGUCUGUCAGCUCUGCUCCGACACAUCAGGACUGAUGGAGGGCCGGACAGAGGAGGAGAUCCAGGUCUGGACCUGGAUCUGGAGGAAAGCUCCUCGCUGGCGACAGCAGGCGGCUCAGACGACCAGCGGGAGUCCACCGACUCGGCGUCGUUCUCCAUCCCCAGUCUGGAGCUGUCAGACGGGGUCACGGCCACAGGAAACUCCCUGGACGUGGAGGAUGGCCUGUCUUCGUCCUACUCAGCUCUGGGUGUGGAAGGCUGCUCUCCAUCCACCGAAGUCCCCAGCCUGAAGGAGGACGAGGCGCUAGAAGCUGCUGGGGGCGCUGCUGUUGUUCCAGCAGCUGCUCCACCUCCUGCUGCUGCUGCUCCUCCAGCUGCUGCUGCUGCUGCCGCUGCCCCAGAGCCCGGACCCUCCAUGCCAGCGUAUUACCUGGUGAAGUGGAUCACCUGGAAGGAGAAGAAGACGCCCAUCAUCACCCAGAGUGAGAACGGACCCUGCCCCCUGCUGGCCAUCAUGAACACGCUCUUCCUGCGCUGGAAGGCGAAGCUUCCUGCUCAGACUGAAGUUGUCACUACUGAGGACCUGAUGGCUCACCUGGGAGAGUGUGUGUUGUCUGUCACACCCAGAGAGAAAACUGACGGCAUGGAGCUCAACUUCCAGCAGAACAUGAGUGAUGCCAUGGCGGUCCUCCCAAAGCUUUCCACCGGCCUCGACGUCAAUGUUCGCUUCACUGGAGUCACGGACUUUGAAUACACGCCAGAGUGCAUCGUGUUCGACUUGCUGGACAUCCCGCUGUACCACGGUUGGCUGGUCGACCCUCAGAGUACAGAGAUGGUGGCCGCUGUGGGAAAACUGAGUUACAACCAGCUGGUGGAGAAAAUUAUCGACUACAAACACUCUGCAGACAGCAGUCGAGUCGGUGAAGGUCUGGUGGCGGAGCAGUUUCUGGAGUCGACAGCGACUCAAUUAUCGUAUCACGGUCUGUGUGAACUCAACACGACGGCCAAAGAAGGAGAGAUCUCUGUGUUCUUCAGAAACAACCACUUCAGUACCAUGAUCAAACACAAGGGCCACCUGUACCUGCUGGUGACUGACCAGGGCUUCCUGCAGGAGGAGGGUUUGGUCUGGGAGUCUCUCCAUAACGUGGAAGGAGACGGAAACUUCUGCGACUCCGACUUCAGACUGUGUCAUCCUCCUCAGAGAGCUCCGCCUACCUCCCACCUGCCCCCCAGUGCUCAGGAGCAGCAGAGGCAGAUCGACCAGGACUACCUGGUGGCAGUUUCCCUGCAGCAGCAGCAGGGCGGCACCCCCGGACCCCUCAGUGACCUGGAAUUGGCCCGACAGCUCCAGCAGGAGGAAUACCAGCAACAGCAGCAACUCCAGCAGCAGCAGCAACAGCAGCAACAGGGAUCAAUGCAGGCAGCACAGCAGGUCAGAGGUCAGGGGUCACAGCAAGCCAGGAGGAGAGACAAAGACUCAGACUGUGUCCUCCUAUAGACUCUUCAUCAUCAUCAUCACUGUCUACAACAACGUUAAACUCCCCGAGUCCAGUGUGUCUGCAGUGGGGAGGUCAAACACACACAAACACACACACACAAACACACACACACAAACGCACACAGUGAGCUCGAUGCCAAACCCCAGUGCUUUUAUUCAACAGGUCACGGUUGGUUUUGUGUCAGAUUCCAGUUUGUAUAAAUGAGUGAAACGAAUAAAUCUGCCUUUACAAAGGACUAAACGUUUAUUAAUCAUCAAUAAACUCAACAACUGAUCAGUUAUCAACCUUUACAUAAGAACAACUUUGGGUUACCGACAGUCGGAACCAAGAUUUCAUACACAAAAUCUGAUAACUUGUUUUUGUUAAACCAAACCUGUAAAAGGAAGAAAUCUGGAUGUUUUAAAAUUUUGGACGGUUGAUCAAACAAAUCAAGACAUCUGAAGACGUCACUUGAGCUUCAACCCACUUAUCGUUAAAUGUGACUUUAAUUUGGGGUUUUUCAGGGUACGUUUAGGGCUGGAUGAAAUAAAUUUUAGUACAAGGAGUACAAAAAAUAGUAGAAUCAUCAUCCUUCAAAAACAAAACCUGGAAAUGCAGAAGCUUCGUGAAAAUUUCCUGCUCUGUUGAGAGCAUCUAAGCUUGUGAGCUUUUGUGUCAGAGUGUCUAAAACACUAGUUUCUGAGCUGCUGUGUUGAUUUUCUUCACAACAGGUAACCCUAUAGCAACUUAUGCAACAAUUACUGGGUCUGUACAGGGACCAGAAAACAGGAUGUGGGUACAAUGCUUGUGUUAGCAUUAUGAGCAAGAUGUAAAAUGUCCGUCUGUUAGAAAGUACACGUUACAGUUUGUUUAUAGAAGUAUUAUCUUGGUGCAAACCAACAUGAACACAGCAUGUUAACCCUCUGAACAAAGAGGUGUUUCUUUGUUCAUUGUGGGUUGAUUUUCCACUGCUAUAUAAAGUCCUGCACCUCUAUGGGAAUUAACCAUAGACUGUAUAUAAAGAUGGACGUAGCAUCUGGCUCCAAAAAUUAAGCCCACCAGGAAGUGUCAAAAACUUGCAACAUCACGCCGUCCGCUUGGGUUGGCUCCAAAAAGCUUUUUCUCCAUAGACCCCAGUUCAUCACUGGAAAAAAUAAAAUUUGAUAGACUGAUUUUCUACAGCUCAGGAUUUUUUUCCUGUUAGUUUUCAUGGUCAAAAUGAGAGAUCAGGUGGCUGAUCUUAAAAUAAAUUAAUACUGAAUUUUAAAUAAAUCGUUAAAGUUGGCGGAGCCAGGGGGCGUGGCUAUACUUGAUAGACAGUCUUGUCUGGAAUGAUUGACAGAUCCUUUAGGGCGAGGCAGAAGCCUCUGCGGUAAAAUGUGGGCGGGAUAAGAGAGUCUUCAGCUCUCAGUCUGGCCCGCCCAUUGACUGGUCCUGCCCCUAGUUGCUCUCCGGUCCAGCCAGUUUGAUGACGCUUUUUACGUUACUGGCUCCAAAAAAUCCAAAAUGGCGACCAGGAAGUAGCAAAAUCCAGGCUUCAUUUUCUCUGCGUUGAAACCAACGGGUGACGUCACGGUUAGUUCACGCCUGGAAUCAACAUCUGAUUAAUGAAGCAGAAUUACUGUGACGACUUGAAAAUGAGCUCAACAGCUUAAAGUAACGGAUUAAAUUACAUAACAGCAUUGAAAAAAUGUUGAUUAAAUGUAAAAAAAAAAAAAGCACAAUAGAAAAUGUUGUCCAAGUAUUUCAUAAAUAAUAAAAUAUCAGCAAAAUAAAAAUAAUGGCAAAAAACUGAGAAUGUUCCCUUAAAUGUCUAAAGUAUAUAUUAAUAAAAUGUAAAAAAAGACAAAUUAUGUGUAAAACCUAAAAAGUAUUAAUGAAACAAAUGAAAAUAAUUAAAAUACCCACCGAAAAAUGAUUAGAAAAAAAUGCACAGUUUAAAUGUUGAAAAUCAUGAAACUAGAAAAAAUAAAAGGUUAAAAUUAAAUUAGACAUUUGACAAUAAUUGAACAAACUGGAAGCAGCAAGUGUCCAGUACUAUAAAAUUUUUUUGACUUUACACGUUAUGUAUACCAGUCCCUCCAGGAUUUCGUGGGCGUUCUUCGUGAUUGUUGCGGUCGAAAAUGCCUGAAUUCGCGGCAGCUUUUCGAAAAAUUUGCGAUUAAAGUUGCGAUGUUUUAAGCUUAUUUGUUGUGAUGAAAUUGCGGGAGACAGUGACAAUUGCUAAAAAGCUGCAUUUUUUCCAGCUUAUAGAACAUGUUUCAACACUGUAAUUGACAAUAUUUAUUCCGAAAUUAAUUAUUUAACGUUCCAACCCAUUUCCACAAAAGCUGGCACACCAUGGUGGGAUAUUAGCAGCAGCCAGAUACUACACUGACAGUCAAUAGAAACUUUGAGAGCAUAUUUUUCAACAUAAUUUUCAUUUUGAAGCCCGAAACUGGAUUUUCUUCAUAUGAAUCAUUUGUUUAGCAUAUUGGCAUACAGAAACAGAAAUCUAAAGUUUCAAGAAUGAUUUCAAAAUAAAGAAUUUCACAAAAGAAAACGGCACCUGCCAAACACAAAGUCACAACAGUCAAUACCGAGUAUGGCCUCCAUUUGCUUCGAUGCAGGCAGCAAUCCGUCGGCGCAUGCUUUGGACCAGGCUUCUGAUUGUGGGUUGGGAACAGCCCAUACGCCGGGCUACAUCACUGUAGCUCAAACCGGCCUCCACCAUACCCAGUGCCCGGAGACGUUGUUCAUGUGAUAGACGCGGCAUGAUGCUGUUCACUGGACUAACAAUGGUGGCCUUUUUUGGGCCUUUAUGCCUUCAAAACCCAUUCUCAAAUUGUGCAGACACUCACUGAGUAUUGCUUGGUGUGUAUUUGGUUCACUUUUGCAAAGUGACCAACCCAUGUGCAAUGAAUCAUGACAAAAUGACAACUCAUCAUUAUCUCAACUACCAGGGCACUUGAUCAUCAGUAAAUCCACAAUGAAUAAUUACAGCCCCCCUACAAGUAGAAUUCUGUGUACAUUUCUACCUCAAAGUUUCUAUUGACUGUCAGUAUAGUUUAAUAUGAUGUAACCUAACUAUGCAGGGGGCGACAGGAAUUGAUGGGACUCAGAAACACCCCCACAAUUUAAUCAGUUGUUCCUUGUAUCAUUUCCGAUACAUCCACAGUGGUAGAUUUGUUGUAGGAUCACAAUCAUGUGAUCGUCACCAGGCCACUGAGGUACCGUUCACUUGUUGCCAUGGUUACCAUGCUGCCAUCAGAUGCCGUGCCGCAAUGAUUGCUUAACAAAUCGGUGGAUCCAAACUUUAGGCCGUAUCACUGCCGAAGUCUAAUUAUUUGUUCCUUGUGUCAUUUCUGACCGACCAUGAAAAUUUCAUCUAAAUCCCUGAGUCUGCUUUUAAGUGAUGUUUGUAGCAGAGGAAGGAUUCACACACGCUGAUCGUCACAUAACUCCGCCGUGUUCUUUGGUGGAAUAAUUAAUCUAAUUUACCUUCAUUCUUUCAGUGCUCUAACGGAUCUGGAUGCAACAGUUUCCAUCAUGGUGAUCUGUCUGCUCUGUUGUCCGCUCAUUUCAGCCGUUCUAAUACGUUUCGUGUUUUUAAAAAAAGUGGUAUCCAUCGAUAAUUCUUUUCUUUUUUUUGUAUUCCACCACAAUAUUGCACGGUUGUAAAACAGUUUAGCUCCGCUUUGGUGAAGAACAUCAGUGAAUUAAUUGUUGAUCACGGUCUUCAGCAGUAAUUUUUGUUGGUAAAUGAGAGACAUUAGUAUCUCACAUGUUUGCAUCUUCAAACCAUAAACAGGAAGUGAAUUCGGUGACCUACAUGCAUUAUGUUUGUGCUGGGGACUGCUAUGAUUGGUGGAACUCACGGGAGGCAGGCCAAAAUUGCGGGAAAGUUGUGGUGAUUGGGAAAAAAAUUGCAAGGCCGCGCAAAAUUCGCGGAGAUUGGUUGAUUUUGCGUGAAUUCGUGUGAUCGCAACAUCGCAAAUUCCUGGAGGGACUGGUAUACCUUAUAUUUUUCAUUGUUUUCACACUGAAAGAGAACUAGAUAUGUUUGUUUUCUCUUUACUAUGAAAAGUUAUCAAAUAUACAGACGUCAUGAUUUAAAUGAUAUUUUGAAACGGAAUUAAGUGACGUCAACAUGAAAUCAGAACCACGUCAACUCAGUGAUUUUUGAAGCUCCUGUUUCCAAACUCACAAAUAAACAUUCUUUUGAAUAAAUUCUGGUUCAGUGACUUUUCAGUUCAAUUUUAUUCUCAGUAGUAAGGCUUCAGGGCUUUUACUUUGAAACUCAAAAUAAUAGGGCAAUACAUCAUAGCAAAGAGAACACAGCAUUGUGUUUCUUUGACUAUAUGCUGUACAAAAAUGGACAAAAACUGAUCUGAAGAAUCUAGUGAAUUUAUAAUCGAGACUGGUGGAAUUAGGUGAUUUUGAUGUAAUAGUACGAUUUUAAAGCUUGGAUUUGCCAAAGUGAGUAGCUCAAGGACUAAUGGGAAGUGCAAACCGAUAAUUCUUUCAGAUUGUACAGUUUUUGCUUACAGCUGAGUCAGGUGUUGCUCUUCAGGCGUGCUGAUGAGCGAAAAAUCUUUAGUAUUUUACAGCUUUUCUGGUGUUUUAUGGUGAAUAUAUCAGACGAAACAAAAUUAAAAUGCCACUAUUCCUCGUGUUUCUAUGCUUUCCUAGUGAUAAAUGGUGUCAUUUCUGCGAUUUUUCUUGGGAUUCAGAGGGUUAAAGGAUCACUCAGACGUAUCCAUUCCAAACUUUUUUUUAUUUUUCUAGACAUUCAGGGAAACAAUGUGUGCAAACAGUGUGUAUUAGGGCAGAUUUUUUGUUUUCAAACUGAAACUGACAGUAAGAAUCUGGAAGUAGCUGAGCUAAUCACAGAUAUAUUCAUCUGCAGAAUUAUUCUUCAGCAUCAGAAACACUGCUUAGCAGAAGGUGACGUCUUCAAAUGUCUCAUUUUGUUCAAAAAUAUUCCGUUUUGUGAUACAAGGCGAAGAAAAGCAGAAAGUGUACAAAUACUUUUGCCGACUAUACGACUACUCGCCCGUUAAUUAUUUCCAGAAUGAAUAGUGAACGUUUCCUUCUUUUUUUCAAGUCAAGGAUUCCCACAUACAGCAGCCCAACAGUUAUUGACUUUUAACUAUUUAUUGACCUGUUGGGGCCUGAAGAAUCCUCUACACGCACACGUUGAAUCAGGUUUUAUUGGAUUAAAGGGUUUAUUGACCAUUAAUAAAGAAAAGCCUUUGAAAACACAGAUUUACUGCAAAGUGGCACCUGAAAAUAAUGAAGGAAAACUGUUGGAAAAUACGUUAACUGAAUCUGUAAUCCGUGUUUUACUGACUUUUACUGAUCAGUUUCAUCAGAAGAAACUCUGGGAAAUUAAAAGUUUUUAGGAAGUUUACAGGAAACUUCUGCAUGCAAACUUGAAUGCAGAUGUUACGAGAACUGUGCUAGAAAUAAGGUCAGAUCUGCUGAGUUUGUUACACUACGUCUUCUGGUGAAACUGAUCCAGUAAUCACUUUUUAAUGCAGACGGAAGUUGAACUUGAAAAAAGAAAGUCGGCGAAAACAGACGCCUGCUGGAAUUAACUGACAGAGUUGAUUAUUAAUUCAAAACUGCUUUUAGAUUUCCACUGAUUUGUUUCCCAGCAGAUUAAUGCAGAAAAUGAACCCUGAUGACUAGUAUAGAAAAACUGAAGGUUUUAAAAUUAUUUCACAAGUUCAUCGCUUCUGUAAAUUUAAGAUAUGAAGAAAAGUGAAUUUAUGUAGCAGUUUACGUGAAACAAAGUCUGUAAUUUGGCAUGAAUUAUGUAGAAACACCUUGACAGAAGAACCUUGUUUAGGGUUAAAUGCAUUGAAUUCUUUUUUAAUUCUUCUCCAUACAUAUCUUGCUUUACACUGUCUGCAGUUCAGCCAAAAGCUCAAUUUUUGUCACAUGACUUUGUCGUAGCCGAAUCACUGAGGGGCGCAGUUUUUUUUUUUUUUUUUUACAGAAUGUGAUCUGAGAAAAUAGUUUUAAUUAAUUUAUAAUCGAGACGUGGGAUAAAGGAUUUUGAUGUAAUGGCGCGAUUUAAAACUUAGUAGUUCAUAGACUAAUGAAAAUUUCAAAAACUGAUGAUUCAGAAAAAAAAAAUUCUAUAUUUACUGAAAUGACACCAAUUUUAAGAAGUAAAAAUCUUUUGGAACUUGUGAGAAAGUUUUGCAGCUGUAAAAUACAACAUAUGAAGGUUUGAUCAGCGUUGAGAAGUCAAAUGUUCUAAAAUCUGGAUAAAAUCUGCAAAAACAAUAAUUAAAACUAUGAAAACUCAAAGUGACGAUGCGUUCACUGACUGCUAAGAGAUCUUCCUGAUUGUCUUUUCGUAGAAAACAUCUGUAGAAUUGAUUUUCUUUAUUGAUCCCAAAAAAACUGAGCAGAAUUUGCUGCUAUGUAGAAGCCUGAAGCUGCCAGGAAAAUAAAGUCCAAUGCAAUGAGAGAGACAAAAUAAUAAGACAUUAUUUUGUCCUAGUUAGAAUUCUUAAUCUGAUUAAAUAAACCAUAAUUUUGUUUUGUUUAUGUUGUAAUAAUUAAAGAAUGAUUUCUUAUAUUUAUGACUUCCUAUCUUAUUUUAACACACAAGUGAAAAGUUUUAACCUCAUAUUUAUGACUCAAAGUCUCAAAAUAAGAAUUCUAGUAAUUUCGACUUCCUGGAGUUAAUUCUGUUAUUGUGUCAGUUAAUCAUAAUUCAAUGUGUAUGUUCAGAUUUUUUUCUUUUCUUUGAUUUAAAGAAACAUGAAAAGUCAGAAAUGUAACUUAUUUCAGAUUUCUGAGUGUGUGUCUCAUAAUUUCUACAAAAACUUUUGUUUAAGUUUUGUAUUUAUGGCUUUGGUGCAUCAAAAUGAUAAAUAUCAGAGUCUGAAUCUAGACUUUCUACCAUUAAAAAUGGGUGUUUUUUCUGGUAGUUUCCAUAGAAACCAGAGGCCUGUUUAACAUUUUAAAUCUGCUGUGGAAACAAACGCAAACAGAAAUCUAAAACCCUGAAUGGAUUUUAAGAGGACAAAUUAGAGCCGUGUUGUGACUCCGCUGAUUCUCAGACGGUUUAAACUUUGUGUUCGUCUCGAUUCUCUUCUUGUUUGAUCAGACACAAACGUUUUUGAGGUGAGGUGAAAUCAGUAACUCGUCCUGUUUUUAAUGAGCGUCUUUAAAACCACGGUGAAUAAAACUGCUAACAUCUUAGAGUGAAAACUGUCUGAAAGCGGUUUUACAUUAAAACAUUCAGCCCUAACUUUCCCAACAAGACUGAGUGUUUCAGGCGUCGCCACUUAUUUCUGUCAUCGUUGGGUAUUUUUUAAAGUUCUUUUUUCUUCAGUGUGACCGAAGGACCGCCAUGCCAUGCUCUGUUCAAGCUUUGUAUUUAAUUUGUCUUCCUGUCAAAUUGUCAAUAAAAACAGAAUCUCA